AACAGAAAGUAGCCUCUUGCCUCUUGCUGUCAUCGCCUUGGAGCCAGGCGGAUAUUGUGGAGCGCUGCGGACACAGAAGUGCAGAAUUCAUCAGGGAUCUGGAAAGUGUGAGAGUGUGGAGGAGGAGUGGAGUAAAGAGGAGAGGAGAGGGAGACUAUCUCCCUCCUUUAACUGGCGGGCUUUUUUGCAGCAUCCUUCCACUUCAUCAUGGAUCUCUGGAGUAAAAAAGUCCAGGGAAUUAUUAUACAGGUCGCCCUGAUACUUUUCAGCUUGUACGGGGCAACAAGAGGGGAAGUGUGUCACAGUCCGCUGGUAUCCAAUCUACUGCCAUCGUCCUUCAGAAGCUCCUCCCAGUUGUCUGGCAGCCAUGGGCCAGGCUUUGCCAAGCUGAACCGGAGAGAAGGAGCUGGAGGGUGGUCUCCUUCGAGUUCAGACAGGUAUCAGUGGUUGGAGGUUGACCUGGGGGAGCGGACACAAAUCACUGCCGUUGCUACGCAAGGCCGCUAUGGGAGCUCUGAUUGGCUGACGGCCUACCUCCUGAUGUUCAGCGACACAGGACACAACUGGAAACAGUAUCGCCAGGAAGAUAGUAUAGGGGCCUUUCCAGGAAACAGUAACGCAGACAGUGUGGUCCAGCACAAGCUCCAACAUACAGUGAUUGCUCGUUAUGUCCGCCUGAUCCCUCUGGACUGGAAUCCCAAUGGUCGGAUUGGACUCAGACUGGAGACCUAUGGAUGUCCUUACAACUCAGACGUCCUGAGCUUUGAUGGUCGUGGCAGCCUUCUCUACUGGUUGAGUCCCAGGCCGAGGCAGAUGACCAGGGAGAGCAUCUCUCUGAAAUUUAAAACCCUGAAGAACUCUGGGAUACUGCUUUACACAGAAGGACAGAGUGAGCACAGCCUCACCCUAGAGUUAAAGAAAGGAAAACUUCUCCUCCUCCUCCGACAAGGGAGGAGUUCUUCUCCCGACAGCCAUCAUCUGGUGUCUCUGGGCAGCCUGUUAGACGACCAACACUGGCACCACAUCGCAGUGGAGCGUCACAGCACUCACCUCAACCUCACCGUGGACAAAAGCACGCUGUGGGCGCAGAUCCCACCGAGACUCACCCACUGGGACUACGACCAGAUGAGAGUGGGAGCAGACCAGGGCCCCAGCUCUCCGAGGUCAGUCGGGUCAAACAAAAAUUUUCACGGCUGUUUGGAAAAUCUUGUUUACAACGGCAUGAAUCUGGUAGACCUUGCCAAACAGAAAGACCAGCGGGUCUCUGUGAAGGGUAAUGUGACCUUUUCUUGUGCUGAACCCGUUUUUGUUGCCAUGACGUUCACCAGUCCCCAGAGCUAUCUCUGGUUGCGAGGGGUGCCAGAAUUGUCAUCAACUGUCACGUCGGUGGGGCUUCAGUUUCAGACGUGGAACAGAGGUGGGCUGCUGCUGACCUUUGUUCUCCCAAAGCAAGGGGGUGCAGUCUGGCUGUACCUGAGCAAAGCCAGGCUCCAUCUGCAGAUCCACAAGUCUGGCAGGUCACCGCUGGAGCUCAGUGCAGGUUCAGCUCUGAAUGAUGGUCAGUGGCACUCUGUGGAGCUGAUCUCCAGACGAGGACAUUUGACUGUCGCUGUGGACGGAGAUGAAGGAGCCUCGUCUCACGCCAGUCCCUCAUUUCUUCUUACCACGGGAAGUCAGCUUUUCUUUGGUGGUUGCCCUGCUGAAGGGAACAGCCAGGAGUGUAUGAACCCUUUCAAGACUUUCCAGGGCUGCAUGCGCCUGCUGACUGUGGACAACCAACAGGUGGACUUGAUUAUGGUGCAGCAGAGGCUGAUGGGAAACUACAGUCACCUGCAGAUUGACAUGUGUGGUAUCAUCGACAGGUGUUCUCAGAGUCACUGUGAACACGGAGGCAGCUGCAGUCAAUCAUGGAGUACCUUUCACUGUAACUGCUCCAGCACCGGCUACAGCGGAGCCACCUGUCACAGCUCUAUAUACGAGCAGUCCUGUGAGGCAUACAAACACAAAGGCAACACAUCGGGUUAUUAUUACAUUGAUGUGGACGGCAGCGGACCCAUCCGACCGCAGCUAAUAUACUGCAACAUGACAGAGGACAAAACAUGGAUAGUGAUCAAGCACAAUAACACAGAGCUGACCAGAGUCCGACCAUUGCCGGGAAAAAAUCAGCACUCAGCUCACUUUGAAUACACAUCUGAGGAGGAGCAGCUGGCUGCCAUUAUUAGCCAAUCAGAGCACUGCGAACAGGAACUGACCUACCACUGCAGGAAGUCACGCCUCCUCAACACACCGGAUGGCCCUCCACUAAGCUGGUGGGUAGGAGGUCCAGGUGUUGGACAGAUGCAGACUUAUUGGGGCGGGGCUGCACCAGGCAGCCAGCAGUGUGUCUGUGGCCUGCAGGAGAAUUGUGUGGACCCCAAACACCACUGCAACUGUGAUGCUGACCGCACCGAAUGUCUUAAAUUCAGCUUCUUCCUCUUCUUCCGCUUCGUCCUCUACCUACCUUCCAGGGCAAAUGACUCAGGCCUGCUGACCCAUAAAGAAACCCUUCCUGUUAGAUCUCUCGUGCUGGGUGAUGUCCACAGGCCUGGCUCAGAAAGCGCCUUCAGGGUGGGGCAUCUCCGUUGCCAUGGAGACAAGAAUGUCUGGAACGCUGCAUUUUUUGACAAAGAGACAUCAUACCUCCACUUUCCCACAUUCCACGGAGAGCUGAGUGCAGAUAUCUCCUUCCUGUUUAAAACCACUUCAUCCUCUGGGGUCUUCCUGGAAAACCUGGGCAUCAAAGACUUCAUUCGGAUCGAACUCAGCUCCUCCACUGAGGUCCUCUUCUCCUUUGACGUGGGUAACGGUCCGUUGGAGGUUCAUGUGAAGUCUGGCGUCCCACUGGAUGACAACAGGUGGCAUCGCAUUCGAGCCGAGCGCAACGUUAAAGAGGCAUCCCUUCGCCUUGACGAGCUCCCUGCUGCCACGCAGGAGGCGCCUGCUGAUGGGCACAUCCACCUGCAGCUCAACAGCCAGUUAUUUAUAGGAGGCACAGCGUCCAGACAGAAGGGCUUUCGGGGUUGUAUUCGCUCUCUGCAGCUGAAUGGCGUCACCCUGGACCUGGAGGAGAGAGCGAAGAUCACCCCCGGGGUUCAGCCGGGAUGUCCAGGCCACUGCAGCAGCUAUGGCUCUCUCUGCCAGAACCAGGGUCGCUGUGUGGAGAGACCCAACAGCUUUUCCUGCGACUGCAGUCCGUCUGCCUACAACGGAGCCUUCUGCGACAGAGAGGUUUCAGCCAGCUUCAAGUUGGGAACUUCAGUCAGCUACACCCUAAAGGAGCCGCUGUCGAACAAGCUGAACAGAAGCAGCAGCACCCUGCCCUCCUCCAUCUACUCUGACAUGACCCUGAGAGCAGAAAACGUCUCUCUGAGCUUCAGGACCAGCCAGAGUCCCGCUCUGCUCCUCUACGUUGACUCCUACCACAGAGAGUACCUGGCUCUGCUGCUCAACAAGCAUGACAAGCUGGAGGUGAGAUACAGACUAGACGGCAGUAAAGAUGCCGAGAUCCUGACGAGCAAAGUGAGGAACCUCGCCAACGGACAGCUGCAUGCUGUUACCAUCAGCAGACUGGCAGAUGCUGUCUCUGUGCAGGUUGACCAGAACACGAAAGAGGACUUCAACCUGACAUCUGAUGUAGAAUUCAAUGCCAUCAGGUCGCUGGUCCUUGGCAGAGUGCAUAACUCUGGGGAGUUAGACCCGGAGUUGUCUCGGCUUGCCACUCUGGGUUUCACGGGAUGUCUGUCUGCUGUUCUCUUUAACUCCAUCAGUCCUCUGAAAGCUGCUCUGCUCCACCCAGGCACCAGUCCUGUCACUGUUACCGGCCCACUGGUCCAGUCCAUUUGUGGCUCCACUUCAGCCAAUCCCUACGCAGCAGAAACCACACACCACCUAUCAGGUCAGUCUGGAUCAGUGGGAACAGGUCAACCUUUAGUGAAUGCCAUCAGGAGUGACUCAGCUUUAAUUGGAGGUGUGAUAGCAGUGGUGAUCUUUGUGACCGUGUCUGCGUCAGCCAUAAUGGCCCGAAUCUUCUACAGGAGGAAAGGGACAUGCCAGAGCCAGGAUGUAAAAACAGUAAAACCUGAAGACAGCCCGGAGCUGGCCUUCAGCGGCUCACAGAACGGUCCGAGCGAAAACCAGAAAGAGUACUUUAUUUAGGCGGAGGUUUGAUCUCCUGCUAACCCAGGAGUGUUGGAGCUGAGGAGAUGGACAGACAGAGAUGCCUUGUCAAGCCUCAGUGCUUUACACUACAGACUGAGCCCAAGCAGUGACUUUACAAGAAAGGAAGACACAAACAGAACUAUUCACUCAUGUUCUGUCUUCUUUGGUUGUGUUUUGUUUUUGCUUCUGUGGUUGUAUUUUUGUAAAGACUGUAUAAAGAUGCCCAAGAAGAAAGUGUUGAAUUUAUAAUAUGUCAAUACUCUCAGUAGAAGAAUUGUAAAUAUUUAAUGAUGUAAAUCUUACAAUGAUGACUUUAUAUCAACCAGUCCUUUCUCUGUCCUAUUGAAAUGUUUGAAAUGAUUAAAUGGGGAACUGUAUUUUUCAUGGAACUGUUGGAAUGAAAGUUACAACAGCUUUGUUGGGUUUGGGGUCAUUUAAAUACAUUUUCUGACAUGGAUAAUGUCUGAAAAUAGAUGGAAUUGUGACAUAAUUAAGUGAGUCUAGUUAAUUAAAUUUACAGUUGUUUUCAUGGUUUUUGUUGUUUUGUUUGUUUGCUCCUACUGUAUGACCUGUGGGUAAGCAAAAUGUGUCAGUUGACAUUGAACAUUUUCCAUUUUCUCAGUCUUCUCUUAAAGUCUCUGCAUUUUAUUCGCCAUGAUUCUCUUUCAUUACAUUACAGCUUGAAGCAAAGCUUAGCUGAUAUAUUAUUUUUAUAUUUAUUUUGAAUUGAUAUCUUCUUUCUGUGCCUUUCCUGCUUCCAACUCUCAGUGUAGUUCUGAAUAGUUAAGGUAUUGUGACAGACACAGUUGCUGUUUUUAUUGUGGACUACCACGAUAUUCCAGCCUUUCUGUACCCAACAUCAUUCCAACUAAAACAUUUUAUUUGUCAAAUUUUCCGAGAAGCAAAACAUAUAGGAAAGUGUGAAAAUAAAAAUCAUGUAGUUUAAGCUGAAGGAGAGCAAAGGAUUUCAUUGAAACUGACUGUACUCAUUCAGGUGUUAUUCAGAUCUAACCGGUCGAGCAACCAAACAGACACAAAGUAAGAAUCAAUGUGUGUUUCUGCUAGAUUUUUUUUUCAAGUAUAUUUUUUGGGCUUUUAUUGCCUUUAUUAUAGUGACAGCUGAAGACAGACAGGAAAGGGGGGCAGAGAGUGGGGAUGACACGGAGCAAAGGGCUGCAGGUCGGAUUCAAACCCUGGGCCGCUGUAGCAAGGACUCAGCCUCCGUACAUGGGCGCCCGUGUUUCUGCUAGAUUUUAAGCAAAGGACUGGAUGUUUAAGUUUGAAAAUGUUUUUAUGAAUUGUAUUAUUGAUAUAAGGCACAUCUUCAUCACAGGGUUCAUUGCAGGAACACUUUCAUAGUGAGGUAAAAAUCUUCAUAAAAUGCCCCAAAUAGUCAAUAAACUGCCAAUUGAACAAACCUGAUGUCUAAAAGUUGAAAAAUAAGUAACGUGAUGAAUAUCUUAACCAUUCUAGCAUGGUAUGCCUGGAAGGGAGACAGGGAAUGCUUAGCUUUCUACCAAUCCACCAUACAAACAUGCUCUGAAUAUAAAAACCAGUAAUAUGAUCAGCUUCAGCCUGGUGGUGCAGUACAUUAUGACAAAGCCCUAUCAUCUGUAAAACUAAUACAUACACAAAGUGAGGAGCUGCUUUAUACAGUGUGAACAGUACUGUUACUGAAUGUCACUUUACAUUUCUGGUUUAGGUGGAAGAGGUUCUCUUCUGGCUGUACAUCACUUUAAAACUAUAACAACAUAAUGAUCUUGACAGUAUGAUGGGUAAUUACAAUUAAUUGACUUUCUGUAAGAUUUUAACUUGUACAGAUAUUUUAGUAAGAAACACAAUUCUGUUCAGUGAAAAUAAAACAUUUUAUCUUUUUCUGAG
Messenger RNA from Dicentrarchus labrax (European seabass), 6078 nucleotides. Its product is annotated as contactin-associated protein-like 4. NCBI's taxonomy places the organism in Eukaryota, Metazoa, Chordata, Actinopteri, Moronidae. The coding region runs from base 208 to 4194 and encodes 1328 amino acids. The record is from RefSeq and is a predicted model, not a curated record. The transcript has 24 exons.